Molecule: messenger RNA, 4346 nt
Organism: Oppia nitens
Lineage: Eukaryota; Metazoa; Arthropoda; Arachnida; Sarcoptiformes; Oppiidae
Product: nuclear pore complex protein 14-like
Exons: 4
Coding region: 183-4346 (1387 amino acids)
Biological process (GO): RNA export from nucleus; protein import into nucleus
Cellular component (GO): nuclear pore
Molecular function (GO): structural constituent of nuclear pore; protein binding
Source: RefSeq, a predicted model, not a curated record
AUAUUUCAUACGAAAAUUUUGAACGCAUUUUAUGAUCAAAUAGUUUAACACUUAAUUGGUGUCAAUUGAUCCACAAUUGAUCCACAAUUUAUCACUCAUUUGAUGACUAAUUGGUUUUGAAUUGAAUUUAUGGUUAACUAUUAAACAUUUUUAAAAACGAUUAUUAAAAAUAGUGACUAAAAAUGUCCGUCAAAAGUGGCCAAUUGACCGAUAAUAGCACAUUCAAAUUUCUUGAGCUGAAGAAGUUUCAGUUAUCGGUUGCCAUUACAGAUGGUCUCAAAUGUUUGUCAGUGGAUAACAAUUUACAACAAGUUUUUGUCGCCAAUGAUACCAAUUUGUCUGUCAUAUCGUUUGACACAUUGUUAUCCUACGAGUGGAACAAAUCGGUGAUCAAUGAGUUAUGCCAAGAGUUUGCAUAUUUUUCUAUACCGCUAAUCAUUCGUCCAAAUCUUAUAUCUGUGUCGUCCAAUGGUUUUGGCAAUAAGAUAGUUAUUUGCGGAACUGAUGGCCAAAACGAGUCACCGAUUGUUUUGUUUUAUGGUUUGAGUGAUAUUUACAAAAACCAAAAUAAGAGCUUACCAUACGGUCGAAUCAAUUUAAUUAAUGCCAACGGAUUAGUUACAGACAUUGUAUGGCAUCCAGAAUAUAGUGACAGUCUGUUUGCUUGUUGUGUUAGCGAUGGUUCAGUGUUUACUUCAAUGAAUGAUAUCGACUCAAAAACAUCUGCUAUUUUGACCGAUAAGUUGAUCGACAACUCCGGUAAACAACCAAAAGUAUUGUCUCUUUGUUGGUCACCGAAAGGCAAACAAUUAGUUGUUGGACUGGAAAAGGGUUUAUUUUUUCAGUACAAACUGACGCCUGAAUAUCAAUUAGUUUUUGUCAAGAAAACUGCUCUUAUAAAUAGUCUAAAUGAACACAAUGUGAUUGCAAUCAAAUGGAUUAUAUCGUCACUAUUUGCCGUUUAUGUGGCCAAAGACAAUGAUGUCGAUAAAGAUCCACAUUUGUUGUUAGUAUCGACUCCAUCGAAGUCGGAACCAAUAUUUAUAGACUUUGGAGCCGUUUGUUAUGACAAUUUGGAUUUCGAAGAUUCCUAUUGUGUCAAUCUUUUUCAAUUUAAUAAUAUUAUUCUCUGUUCGACAUCAAUGUCUUCUGAAGUGACUAUUAUUGGAUGUAAUGUUGAUAAAGAUCUAGCAGUUCCUGAUAAUUGGUCGCAAUGGACAUUAGAUGACAGUUCUCGUAUUGAGCUUCCAAUUGAUAAUGAAGGCAAUGAAACAUAUUUUAAAGGAAUGGUUGUUUCAAAGGGAACUCAAAAUAUUUAUAAAAUAAGCGCAACUGAAACGUAUGGCGGUAUCAACUGUCCCAUACUAUUCGUGUAUAACACUAGUGGUAUUCUUGUGCCAUAUUUGAUGAUUGAUAAAACAGGUCACAUAAAAUCACCCGUUUUGCCCAAUAUUGUUAAACCUACUAAUCUUCAAAACAAACCAUCACUUAUAUCUUCUCCAUUACAACAAUUAAGUACCGGUAAUAAGCCUACAGCGACCAGUACUCCGAUAGUUGGUUCAAAACUUUUACCACAAACUAAGUCAACUUCAUUAACAUUUGAAGAUAAUUCUAAUAAUGUUUUAAAAGCUAUUACUGGUCCAAAACAAUUGCCAUCUUAUGAGACCAAACAAAAUACAACUAUUUUUAAGUCUCAAACUCUCGAAUCAAAUAUUAAACAAAGUUCACAACAAACGGUUACCAACAAUAGGGAACUGAAAACCACACAAACCAUUAAUAGGGUUAUUCAUACUGAAGACACAACUAAAUCAACAAACGAGUUAUAUAUGAGUGAAAUUAAACAACAAAUUAAUAAUUUUCGACAAUUAAUGUCAGAAACAAAGAACAAAAUUUCUCAAAUGAAUGUAAAAAUUGGAGAAAAGGAACAACAAAUGAAACUAAGAAACGAUACAAAACUUAUAGUUGAUGUCCUCAAUGAAGUUAAAGUCAAUUUUAAAGAUUGUUCUAAAGAUACAACAACUUUGCACUCAAGUCUUAUUGAGUCGUUUUCUCUGAUAGAAGAAGCAAAGUCUAUAAUAGAUAGAAAUGUUGAUCCAAACUAUAGAAAUCUUCUUAAACAAAGAGCAUUGGAUCCGAUGACAGCGCGUAGAAUGAAAGAAAUUCAUUCACUCAAUGAAUACAUUGAAAUCCAAUUGAGAGAAUUGGAUGCAAAGUUUGAACAGGAAUGGUAUGAAUGGCUCGAUAAAAGAAAAGUUAGUAAAGGAAAGCCUACAAAUCGUAUUCAUUCAAAGAGCAAUUUGGAACUCAUAUACAAAACAUUAGCCAACAAUCAACUGGUUAUUAAUGCAUUAAAUCUACAGUUCGAUACAUUAGAAAGUUUAGGAUCACCGCGACUCAGAUCGAAAGGCCGGUCAUCUAAAGAUCAAUCACCGAAUAAAUCAAAUCAGAAAUUGAUUGAAAAUUUGUCGCAUUCUAUGAGCAAAACAACAAUAAAAGACAUUCCGACUGACGAUUUAGCCAAUCAAAGACUUUUUAAAUUGAAAUCUAUUUCCAAUGAAAAGAAAACUAAUUUAAGAAAUUUUUUUGAAAGUCGAACUAAAGUUCCCGUCAGAAGAGUAAUUGAUAAUUCAUCGCAUUUUGUUUCUGCCAUUCAAAAGAUUAAAGAAAAACAAAAAGAUAUUGAAUUAUCAAAGAAAUUAAAGAAUUCAUCAAAAAGUGAUUCAAUUAUUGUUAACAAGACUACUGAAGAACAACCAAAACAAAAGACACAAACAUUAAAAUCAUUGGAUAAUAAAGUGAUAAUAACUCCGACAGUAAUUAAGACCCAAAACGUCGACAAACCGAUUAAUAAAUCUUUAGAAAAUCAGACAAACAAACAAAAAUCAAAUCUAAAUAUAAACCCAAUAUCUAUUUCUUUGGAUACAAACAAAAUUAUUUCGUCUAAACCAUUAUUGCAGACCAAUAAUGGAGACAAACCUAAGGAUAUAUUUCAACCAUUCGAUGAUAAACCUAAAGAUGUAUUUCAGUCAUUCGUUGAUAAACCUAAAGAGUUAUUUCAACCAUUCGCUGACAAACCUAAAGAUGUAUUUCAACCGUUCGCUGAUAAACCUAAAGAACUAUUUCAGUCAUUUACAGACAAACCAUUGGCAUUCAGUUUGAAUCCGACGAAAGUAUCUAAUAUUUCUUCAAAUACUACUCCUAUAACAACUACAUCCACCAAACCAUUGGAUAAUAAGGUGACUACAACUCCGACGAUAAUUAUGACUAAAACUGUCGACAAAACGAUUAAUAAAUCUCCAGAAAAUGAGUCAAUAAAUAAAGAAAAAUCUGAUUUUAAUCUGAACUCAUUAUCCAUGUCUUUGGAUGCAAACAAAAUUAUUUCUUCAAAACCAUUAUUACAGACAACUAAUAAUGCAAACAAAUCUACGGAUGUAUUUCAGACAUUUACAGACAAACCGUUGUCAUUCAGUUUGAAUUCGACGAAAAUAUCAAGUAUUCCAUCGAAUACUACUCCUAUGACAUCAACCUCUAAAUCUAUGCCUAUAUUAUCGGCACUUAUUACAGGAGAUUCUACUCCCAACUCAUUAUCUGAUUUGUCAUUUGGUAAAAAAGGUGAGACAACYACACAAAGUGUGCCGACUGUCACCACAACGAGUAAUAUUGGGAAAAGUGUUAGCUUUGGUAAUACAACAAUCAUUAAUCCUAAUGAAACAAUUAAUGAAGAAGAGAGUCAUAAAUUGGAUAUAAUUGCAGAAGUGUCUGAAACGAAUGAAAUUUCUUCGACCACAAGCACUCCAUUCACUAGUUUUAAAGGAUUUGGUGGAACUAAUUCUUCAGAUUUACCAUUAUCUAAGUUUUCGAGUCCACAGCAAUCAGCUCAACCAAUGUUUGGUAGUUUGCCAUCAUUUGGGACCCAAUCUCCAGCUCCAACUUUUGGUGGUUCGCCCGCAUUCAACAGUAAUACAACUUUUGGCGGUUCACCUACUUUUGGUGGCAAUCCUGCAUUUGGUGGUAAUUCUACUUUUGGUAGUAGUCCUACGUUUGCUGGUAAUCCUACUUUUGGUGGGUCUCCUACUUUUGGUAAUUCACCGCAACAAUCGGUUUUUGGCAGUGCACCGACAUUUGGCGGUCAACCGUCUAUUGGAUCUGCGUUUUCAAAUCAAUCAACAUUUGGAUCUACUUCUGGAUUUGCUUCGGCAGCCAAUAGUAGCUUAACGUUUGGAGCGCUCGCAUCGGGUACUCAACAACAACAACAGCCAACACAACAGACCUCUCCAUUUAGUUCUGGUUUUACCGGUUUUAGCGGUAAUUCAGAUUCGUUUUCAUUUACACAGAGAAGAAAAUAA